This is a messenger RNA of Salvelinus namaycush (lake trout), 3041 nucleotides long. Its product is annotated as phosphoinositide 3-kinase adapter protein 1-like. The transcript has 17 exons. The record is from RefSeq and is a predicted model, not a curated record. Gene Ontology annotation, cellular component: cytosol. Gene Ontology annotation, molecular function: phosphatidylinositol 3-kinase regulatory subunit binding; signaling receptor binding. NCBI's taxonomy places the organism in Eukaryota, Metazoa, Chordata, Actinopteri, Salmoniformes, Salmonidae. Bases 278 to 2863 code for a protein of 861 amino acids.
CAAUAAACUGCAUUUCCCUCACACUUAUCGCAGGGGCAGGUCUCACAUGUCACAUCUGUUUUAGGAAGUGACAGAGUGUCACCCAAUAGCAGGAAACAACCCGUUUCUAUUAAUAUGACAGUACAAGGGGAGUUAUUGGGUGAAAGCUGCUCAUGAGAAGAGUCUAAAUUCUGUAAAAAGAAAGGCUUAAGUCCAAAAAGUAAGACGAGCCAUUCACAAGGGCAGAUGUUUUGUGCUGUGGGGUGAGUUGAUGCACCUGUUCUGAAACUUCACAAUUAUGGAUGGAGUUGUCUCACCCUCAGAAUCAGCAAUGUCUGGAUUCCACAACACGUGUGAGCUGUUGAUUGUACAUUCUUGCGAGGCUCAGGAAUGGGCUACAUAUCUGCAGAACAUCUUGAAGUCUUCACGCAAGUUUCCCAAGAGGUCUAUCGUAUUGUAUGCAGUUGACCGUGCUGAACAGCUACAUGAAUGCGAAUUUAACAUUUUCUAUAAUAGUAAAUGCAUCGUGCUGCUGCUGACAACAGCAAUCCUGGACAUUCUAAAUGACCCUGAAGUCCUAGGAACUUUUCAGAGACUCCUUCAUCCUCCACACAGAGUGGUGGCGCUGUUGUGUGGGAUGUCGGAGGAUGACAUACCCACUGAAUGGUUUGAAAACUGGCAGCGCUGGAGAAAACUGUAUGCUGAAGACGAACCUGCUCUUUACAUCUCCACCAUUCUGGAAUCCAUCGCUGACUGUAACGCAGAAGAGGCUGAACAUGAGGCGGAAGCUACAGCAAAACCAGAACCAAAACCAGAAGCAAAAACAGAGUGUGAAAUCCCUGUGGUUAUGAACCCCAAAGCUGAGGGGACAGAGGAAGAGUCCGUGACACAACCAGAGUGUGUCCAGGACGACAAGGACGAUGUGAGAACAGAGAUCCACCCAAACCAGGCAACGAGCCCCACACAUCCCAUCUGUCUCACCGUUCAACCAAACAGAGUUUUAUGCGGGGACCAUGCAACUAUUUUUAUAAUCUUUUCUAAUAAACUGGACAACCAGUUGAAAAUGGAGGUGGUGUUUGCCUCUGAUGAUUCAACUGCAAAACGGGUUCUAGGGACUUUGGAGAAUGAAUACACUAUCAGUAUUAAUGCGCCUGAUAUGCCAGCAGGAGAGGUGUCACUCACUCUGUAUAGCAACGACUCACCAGUCUGUUUGAGGCCUGUAACAUACUACACAGCCAUGGGAGAAAUCAGCAGUUACCUUGAACAUGCAGCUGCUCCCCUGAACUUUAUGUGUCAGGCAUUCAAUUUUACAUCCAAUACCACAGAGUCACUUGACAAUUUGCUGACAGACUCAUUACAAUGCAGGAUCCCUGCAAGUGGACUUCAUGUAUUUGGAAUCAGACAGCUAGAGGAAGACAAUAUGGCUGCAUAUCAGCGAAAGGAGGAGCUUCCCACUCUGCUUCAUUUUGCCGCAAAGUAUGGGCUGAAGAAGCUGACAACAGUCCUGCUCCAGUGUCCAGGUGCCUUACAGGCCUACAGCGUGAUGAAUAAGAAUGGAGACUACCCAAAUACACUGGCAGAGAGGAGCGGCUUCUCUGAACUGAGACAGUUCAUAGAUGACUUUGUGGACACAGCUGCCACGGCUGAAGAAGAUGAGGAGGUGUACGAGUCCAUGUCCAACUCCUCUCAAGACGUCACGAACGACUCCCUGAACCCUGGGUGUCAAGAAGACAUCUAUGAGACCAUGAUCGGGUUAAACCCCGACUCCAUGGAAGACCUAUAUGAGGACAUGGAGAAGGCAUUAGAAGAGUCUCAUAACCCGGAGGAAGUCAUACUUAGAACAUUUUUUCAAGGUAAACCUGAUGCAGGUGUGCCCCAAGUUGGGGAGCAUACAACUAAUGAAGAGGCGGGAGACCAGGUGGAAGAACCAGAGGAGUUUGAGGAAGAAGAACUUUACAAUAUGUGUAUUUCUGAUCAAAUCUAUGACACGGUGGACGAGAAUGCAAGCUAUCUCCCGGAAAUUGUCAACCGUCCACCAGCCCCCGUUCCGAGACCUGUAACAUUUUCAGAGCCUGAGGAGUCCAAGACCUACAUCUCAAGAGUGUUUUCAGCAAAAGAAGAAUCAAAUCCACAGAUGGACCUCAGAGAAACAGAGUCAUCCAAUGUGAGGCCUGUGAGAGAUGGAGCCUCCACCUCCUCUUCCCACGACCCCUAUGCUGAGGUGAGGACCCAAGGCCAGAGGCAGCUCAUAGCCUUGCAGGAGAAGGUGAAGGUGGGGGUCCUGACUGUGGAUGAUGCUGUCAAGGAAUUCAAGACCUGGCAGUUUGAUGAGAAUAGGAGAUCUCAGUCUCUGCGUAAUCAACAGGAAAAUUUGAAGAGAUUACGAGGCAGCAUUACCAGACGCCACAAAGAGAGGGAGAAGAUUGGGAAGGAGAUCGGUCUGGAGAUAACCGCCCCACUGCAGAGGAACCUUCCCUGGAGCUCCAACACGGCUGUGGAGUGUUCUGUGUACGAGCCCACCCCACGGGUCAUUGCCCUACCCCCUCCUGUGACACGGUCAAGCCAGAGAAGCACCUGGAAGACUGGCAGUACCUCCAGCACAUCCAGUAGUGGCAGUAACAGACUCAGCACACAUAGUACGAUUAGCUACAGCAGCGGAACUGAGCCUGACUUUGAGGACACAGCAGACUUCUUCCCUCUACCCCCACGGCCCGCUGAGGCCGCACCUCUACCUCCUCCCCCCAGAAUCCCACCACGACUCCCAGACAGGGCUGCGGAGAGUUUGCUGGAGGAGCGUUACGUAUCAUACCCCUCUCGAGCUCUCCCUCAGAGACCACCUCAGAGGACCACCUCUCCCCCUCUCAUACCCCGGAGAACACGAUGACACACAGCUCCGCUGUUAUAGCAUUUUAAAUGACUGCCCUCCAAAAUAUCUAUCAAGAACAAAUCAGGCAGUGUUACUUACAGUAUUCAUACCCCUGGGCUUAUUCCACAUGUUGUUGUGUUACAGCCUGAAUUCAAAGUGGAUUAAAUAUUUUUUUAACCAUCUACAUACAAUACCC